Limanda limanda (common dab) is the source of this 3739-nucleotide messenger RNA. RefSeq names its product SEC62 homolog, preprotein translocation factor (gene sec62). Bases 29 to 1426 code for a protein of 465 amino acids. Gene Ontology annotation, cellular component: endoplasmic reticulum; endoplasmic reticulum membrane. The record is from RefSeq and is a predicted model, not a curated record. Lineage: Eukaryota; Metazoa; Chordata; Actinopteri; Pleuronectiformes; Pleuronectidae. Gene Ontology annotation, biological process: post-translational protein targeting to membrane, translocation. The transcript is spliced from 8 exons.
AGUGCACGUCGGAGGAGCAGAGAGGAUCAUGGCGGAGCGCAGGAGACACAAGAAGCGGAUCCAGGAGGUGAGCGAGCCCACCAAGGAUGAGAAGGCGGUGGCCAAGUAUCUUCGCUUCAACUGCCCGACCAAGUCCACCAACAUGAUGGGUCACCGGGUCGACUACUUCAUUGCCUCCAAGGCAGUGGACUGUCUUCAGGACUCCAAAUGGGCCAAAGCAAAGAAGGGAGAGGAAGCGCUGUUCACCACCAGAGAGUCUGUGGUGGAGUACUGCAACAGACUCCUGAAGAAGCAGUUCUUCCACCGAGCCCUCAAAGUGAUGAAGAAGAAACCUGAGAAAGAGUUGAAGAAGGAGAAAGAGGAAAAGGAAAAGAAGGAGAAGGAGAAAGAGAAGGAGAUGGUGAAGGAGAAGGAGAUGGUGAAAGAGAAGGACAGGGCCAAGGGCGACAGCUGCAGAGAGGAGGAGAAAAAAGGGAAGAAGGAGAAAGAGAAGAAGAAAGAGCCCGAAGCUGCUGAAACCAAGAAAGACAAGAGCGAUGACAGUCCUGGAAGCCCCAAGAAGAAGAAAGAAGCGAAGAAGAAGUUUAAACUGGAGCCUCAUGACGAUCAGCUGUUUCUGGAUGGAAAUGAGGUUUUCGUGUGGAUUUAUGAUCCCGUCCAUUUCAAGACCUUCGCCAUGGGACUGAUUCUCGUUAUUGCCGUGAUCGCGGCCACGCUGUUCCCUCUGUGGCCAGCAGAGAUGCGUGUAGGAGUUUACUAUCUCAGUGUCGCAGCAGGCUGCUUCGUGGCCAGUAUUCUGCUUCUAGCUGUUGCCCGCUGUAUCCUCUUCCUGCUCAUUUGGGUGGUGACCGGCGGGCGCCACCACUUCUGGUUCCUCCCCAACCUCACGGCCGACGUGGGCUUCAUCGACUCGUUCCGGCCGCUCUACACUCACGAGUACAAAGGGCCGCGAGCCGCCAAGAAGGCGUCCGACGACAAGACCGACGAGAAGGACGACGAGAAGGACGAGGACGCCGCCACCAAGGCCCAGAAGUCCGACAGCGACGAGAAGUCCGACAGCGAGAAAAAGGACUGCGACGACGAAGAGGAGGAGGAAGAGGAGGAGAGCAAAGAGACGGGGCAGGAGGAGAGUCAGGAGGCGGAGGGGGAGGGAACGGGGGUGGAGCGCCUCUCGGACACGGACAGCGACCGGCGGGAGGACGAAGGCUCGCAGCACAGCAACGGAAACGACUUUGAGAUGAUCACCAGAGAAGAGCUGGAGCAGCACACGGAGGAAGAACAAGAACAAGAAGAAGAAGAAGAAGAGGAGGUGAAAGAGAAAGUGGAGGAGAAAGAGGAAGUGAAGGAGGAGGAAAAAGAGGAGGAGACGCAACAAACGAAAGAAGAUGGUGGGAGUGAGACUAAAACCCAGACUGCUGAAACAUAAACUUCUUACAAUCCCGUCACUCUCUACUCUUCUCUGCCCCCCCCCCUCCCUCCCUCCCUCCCUGUGAUCAAGGUCCAGUGUCCCUGAGGCCACAGAGUCUCCACCUCCUCUCGUCAGGAUCUUCCACUAAUCUAAACCGGGAUGGACACAACACUCAAAAGUUAACAGCUACAACAAUAGGGGGGGGAAACAUACAUCCAAUAAAAGAAGAAGAAGCCUUACGAUGGAUCCUCCCACUCAAAUGUUAUUUAUGUUCCAAUCUAACCUGCCACCGGAUGAUAGCCCUGAGGAAGUUGUCCACGAAAAAAAACCCAUCAGACCAACAACUCAUUCUUCUCUUUUCAUUAACGUGUUUUUUUCUCUGUCAUUUCAACUUUAAAAUAUUGUAUUUAUGUCCCGUCUUUUGCGUCAUUAAAUCUUUUUUUUUUUUGUGAGGUCAAAUCCACCUCCGAGAGCGACCGUGUUAAACUGACCAGAAAGAAAAGAUGUGUUAGUUAUUCACCUGGUUCCUGUUUCCAUCGUCUCCAGGUGGUUGGUACAAACAUGGUCGUCAUGGAGACCGCCAUAAGGCCCCUUUUUUCUCUGUUUUCAAACCCUUGCACGUCUGAAAGCUUUCUCGGGCAGCACUUAAAGCAAAGUGACCAGCACGUCUGCUUGGCAUUGAGGUCGGAUGGACCAAAUCCUGUAGUUUGUUAAGAAAAAUAAAAAGUUUAAAAAAGCGACCCCCUUGUGGCAGGAUGGAGUAUUUACAGGCCAGAGGGAGUACGGCUCUUUGAGGUACUUGCCAUUGUCAGAAUUGUUUGUUUUAUUAAUUUGAAAUGAUUGGCUGAUAAUCACAGUGCAAUCCUCUCACAGUCUGACAUACGUUUACUUCAUGUUAAAUACUGUGCGACUGGGACUCAGCUGGCACACUUGAUUUUCUUUUUUUAAAAAGACUGCAGCGUUUGUUGUACGACUACAGCUAGAGGAUAAAACAGUGAUUUACUGAACCAGAGAAGAAGUAAAGCAAACUAGUGCCAAACACAGCUCAUCGAGAUGUUCCUGCGUGUGAGAGCGAGGGGGGGGUGUGUGUUUUUAAUUUGUUCAUUUUGUAACCGCAGUGUCAAACUCAACUCAAACCUUUUAACAUCUCCAAAAAGGAAGCACAGCACAAGGUUGUUAGUGUGGUAGCUAAACAAAGAUUAUUGGUCUCAAUGAAACCGCUUGUGUUCGCACUAGACUCGCAUUCAAGAUGUCGUGUGAAAAGAGUCGUGGGCGUUCUUGGUGAAUCCAGCUCCGCCCACCGGGACCGGAGCUCCACCCAUGACCUAGUACCUGGGGGCCGUGGUCCAAGCUGUUCCUUCACGUCAUCUUAUGGCUAGAAAAUGUUUUAGAUCGGCUCUCUUUAGUCAUAGCGAGGAUUAUAUUAAAGUAUAAGAAAUAGAAAUGUAUCAUUUAUAUAUGGAUUCUAUUGAUAUAUCAAAUAUAUACAUACUGUCUAAGAAACAGCUCUUUUUUUCCUCCUUUUCUUUUGUACUGGGAUUAAUAAUUAUACCUCCUAAAUGUUUUAAAUGCUAAUUUGUGUUUUUAUAUGUUCAUCUGGGAUUAGAGGAGCGUGGGAAUUUCAAAAUCUGUAUUUCUUUUUUUUACACUUGCCACUGUAGCGUUGAAUGUGAUACGGUUGGUUUGUUGUGCGCUGACACAGCUGUAUUCCUCACACUAACAAUGGUCAGUCAUUAACCCGAGGUUAUAAAACCAGUGGCUUGUGUCACGCUGAGAGCGACCGGCCAUUUUCCACAUAAUCCAAUGUGGCAAAACCAAUAUUCUUAUGUAUUGCAAACACUUUCUGUAUGGUCGUCCUUUCCUGAAUCGAACUCCCCUCGACCGUAUUUAGUCCUUUUAUCUUCUGCUCCUGUUCGUUUGUUAUUUUCUUUUCUUCCCGUCAAUAGGCGAAAUGCAUCUCUCUUGUGUUCUCUGAGUUGCCAGUUGCUCAUUUUCAGCAAAACCGUUUCACAAAAGAGAGAAAAUAACUGCUUCUCCUAAUUGUUCUCGACUGCUGCACAGUAUCGGUCUGUUGUAUGUUGUAGUAUUAUUAUUACUCUCUAUGCUGCUGCUUCUCAUCGCACAUUUCUGGGGGAAGUAAAAGUGAAAAUGUAAAACAUCCAUGUUUUAUCUCUCGGUCAAAACAGCGUGUCUUUUGAUCACCUAGUUGUCCCCUUUUGGAUCAGUGUCAUUCUGAAGACUGUCUCAUGCAAUAUUGGAGUAUAAUUUAAUAAAAAUGGAUGUCUGGAAAUAUAUCUGUAUCUUAUUAUUGCAAUAAAAAUAUAGAAAGCA